AUAAUAUACUACUAAGAUAUAUAAUAAAAACUCCACAGCCACAUACACACACAAUUCCCUCCAACAGAUUAUGGCUGUUUUCCAGUGCUGCAUUUCUUGACACCCAUGUUCAUGGCUUAUCUCUAGCUAGCCAUCUUUCUCCAGCUCCAUAUUACAAGAUCUAAGAAGCAAUCUCCAUAAGUCAUAUAUAUUACUAUAUAGAAACCCCUAUAAAACAGAAAAGAAAGCUGAAGAGAUUUGGCAGCACCUGUUGAUCAUAUAAAUGAUUUUCAACGAUAUGUCUUUUCAGCUCCCAGCUGAACCUAAUAUGUUUCAACCCUAUCUUGAUCCUAAUUCCAUCUCUCCCCAUGAAUAUCAAGGUGUGUCACCACUGUUGAUGGGUAGAUCCAUGUCAUAUACUGGAAUAGAGAGGUGUGAAGAGGUGAGAGCAGAGGAUGACAUGUCGGAUGAUGGAUCACAGUCAGUUGGAGAGAGGAAGAGGAGGCUCAACUCGGAGCAAGUGAAGGCACUCGAGAAGAGCUUCGAGUUGGGUAACAAGCUUGAACCUGAGAGGAAAAUGCAGCUGGCUAGGUCUCUCGGACUACAGCCCAGACAGAUUGCUAUAUGGUUCCAGAACAGGAGGGCUAGGUGGAAGACCAAGCAAUUGGAGAGAGACUAUGACAUUCUUAAGCGACAAUUUGAUUCUCUGAAGGCUGAUAAUGAUUCCCUCAGGUCUCGCAACAAACAACUCCAAGGAGAGUUAAUAGCACUUAAAGCGAGAGAAUCAGGCAAUGAGGACAGGAACAUCAACCUCAACAAAGAAACUCAUGAAGGUUCCUGGAGCAAUGCAAGUGAAAAUGAACAUAGUAGUGAUCAUGUCAACACUACUGCAGGUCUGACUCAAAUAUUUCUCCAAAGUUCAUCAUCUGCACCAGACCUUCUUCAAGCUCAUCAAGGACUCAAUCAAACAGUUCCCGACCAGGCCUUCGUCAGCAUGUUCAAUGGCAUCGACGAGCACCCAGCUGGUUUUUGGCCAUGGCCUGAGCAGCAAAAUUUCCACUAAUAAUCCUCAUCAUUUAGAUCAUAAUUGAUUUAAAUUGAACCUGAGACAAGAGUGCAUCAGAAUUGCAUUUACAAUUAAUUUCUUGGAACAUGUAGCCAUCAGACACUGAUGCACAGAUCAACAGUGGAUCUCUUAAUUUUUGCAUGCAUUUGAUCCGGUAAAAGCUAAAAUUGAGAGGCCAAUAUCUUGAAUGUACCGUUUUACUAUUUGCGAGAUAAAUACAACAAUCUUUUCUUUUUCA
Molecule: messenger RNA, 1283 nt
Organism: Daucus carota subsp. sativus
Lineage: Eukaryota; Viridiplantae; Streptophyta; Magnoliopsida; Apiales; Apiaceae
Product: homeobox-leucine zipper protein HAT7
Exons: 4
Coding region: 263-1042 (259 amino acids)
Biological process (GO): positive regulation of DNA-templated transcription
Cellular component (GO): nucleus
Molecular function (GO): sequence-specific DNA binding; DNA-binding transcription factor activity, RNA polymerase II-specific
Source: RefSeq, a predicted model, not a curated record